CAUAAUGCUGUAUCCAGUUGCCUGGCAAUUGGAGCUUUUGCUUUGUUUUGUGGUUGGAGUUGUUGUGUUGGUUGUGGUUGGAGUAGUUGUGUUGCUUUGCGGUUGGUGCUGUUGCCUUGCUUUGCGGUUGGAGCUGCUGGUUAGACUUUGUGCCAGUUCUGGGCCUCGAUCAGCAGUAUUUGUGGCUGUAAAUGGGCUAGCGACUGGGCUGCUGCCUGCCACCUGGCUCUUCUGGAAAUCUAAGCCCCCUACCGCUUCUUGGAACCUGCUACACUGCCUUCCUCUUCUUGUCAUCUACUACUCUGCCUGCCUCUUCCUGGAAACUGCUACACUGCCUGGCUCUUGCAAUCUACUACUCUCUCUGCCUCUUUUUCGGAAUCUACUGCACUGCCUGCUUCCUUUUCGGACUAUACUGUGCUGUCUGCCUCUUUCUUGGACUAUUCUAUGCUGCCUGCCUCUCUUUCGGCAUCUACUACUCCACCUGCCUCUUCCUGCAAUCUACUACACUGCCUGCCUCCCUUUGGAAACUCCUCCUCAGCCUGCUUCUUCUUUGGAACACGCUAUGCCACCUGUGUCUGCUCUGCAAUAUCCUACGCCGCCUGUGUCUGCUUUUCAAUAUGCUAUACCAGCUGCGGCUGCUUUUCAAUAUCCUAUGCCACCUUUCUCUUCUUUGAAAUAUUCUACGUCACCUACCUCUGCUUUGGAAAAUACUACACCACCUCUCCCUUAUAUGGAAUAUGCUGUGCCACCUGCCAUUUGUACGGAAAAUACUAUGCUGCCUGCCACUUCUGUGGUAUAUCCUAUGCUGCCUGCGCCUGCUUCGGAGCAUCCUGCGUCACCUGCCACUUCUACGGAAGAUCCUACGGCACCUGCCACUGCUAUGGACUGUACUAAACCGCCUGCCUCUUGUAUGGACCAUACUACACCACCUGGGUCUUCUGUGGAAUAUACCAUGCCGCCUGCCUCCUGUGGCAAUAUACCAUGGCACCUGGAUCUUUUUAGAAUAUACAAAGCAGCCUGGCUCUCUUUGGGCCAUACCACUCUGCCUGGCUCACUUUGGAACCUACCACGCCACCUGGCUCAUGUUGGCAUAUGCCACGCCGGCUGGCACUCCUUGGAAUGUACCACGGCACCUGGCUGUCUCUGGCAUAUACCUUGCUACCUGCCUCUCUUCGGAAUACACUGCGCUGCCUGGCUUUCUCUGGACGAGAGUGUACUGCCUGGAUCUCUUUGGACUAGAGUAUGCCACCUGGCUCUCACUGAAACCUGACAGUUUUCAUUAAAUUAAUAAUGUCUUUUUGUUUCUAUAACUGUCCUGCAUUUUCUUUGUUGUAUCAUGGAAUGGCUUAGUCUGGAAUGGACCUCAAGGGUCUUCAAGUUCCAAUUCCCUGCCGCUGGCAGGCACUCCAGCUGGGGCCUCACGAGGGCAGAGUAGAGGGGGACAAUCACCUCCCUCGCCCUGCCGGCCACUCUUCCUCUGAUGCAGUCUGGGAUACCAAGGGCCUUCUGGGCUGCAAGCACACACUGCUGGCUCAUGAAAGUUUUUCAUCAACCACGGCCCUUCGGUCCUUCUCAGCAGGGCUACUUUCUAGGAAUUCUUCUCCCAGUUUGUAUACGUAUCUGGGAUUACCUCUACCUGCAGCGUCUGAUGCACGGGCUCAGAUGUGAACGAUCCAAAUCAUUUAGUACAAGUUCUUUCAUCUCUUCUAGACCUUCACAAGUUUUCUUUCUCUAGCUUUCCCAUCUGCCCCUACCACUUUCCCAUCUACCUUUACAUGUCAACAGAACAUUCUACAAACACUCUUCAACUGCUCCUGCGGGCGUUUAUCCAAUCAGAGCUGUAAGCUGUUCUUUCUCCCCCUAGAGGUGCCCUUGGUUCUCAUGCUGUUUCUCUUGCUCCACAGCUGCUGCUCUGAACAGUUUUUCUUGUAUCCCCACACCUACUCAAGUGCAAAACCUUGCACUUGGCUUUGUUGAACGUCAUGAGGGAGGGCCCACCUUUUGAGUUAAUCAAGGUCGAGUUAAUUAAGGUCCCUCUGGGUGAUGAAUGCGUUCAUAGCAGGAGUUUGGAACGGGGUGCCUGCCUUCUCUAUUCUAAGCUAAACAAUCCCAGUUCCCUCAACCUUUCUUCACAGGGGAGCUGCUCCAGCCCUCUGAUCAUCUUUGUGGUCCUCCUCUGGACUCGUUAUGUUUGCAGCAAUUGAAAAAAAACAACAUACAAGGCCUUUCUCUGUCUUCCUCUUCCCCCAGAGAGUGGAUAACAUGCAGCUAAAAUCAGUAAGCAAGAGCAUGUUUUUGACUGGUGACUUCCCCUUUUGUCUGCUAAGGGAGAUAAAAAUAAUUUUAAAAUAUUCUAGCUAAUGCAUUUGAGCUGUUAUGUUUUCCUAAAAAUCAAGCAUCACAGCAGGAGUUGCUGUGUGCCAUUUGCAACACACCACAGAGUUUUGGUGUGCCUGGGGCAGCCUGGUCAUUAAUAGCCACAGACUUAGUAGUGAGCCUGUGAAAAAGGUGCAGCCCUGGAAAUUAUUUCAGGGUGUUUUAUAGAGACCAAAAAGGGGUCUUGUUAUCAUGCAGCUUAUUUUUGUUAUCAGAAGAGACAUUAUUGUUACCAGAGCUAUCAGACUGAUACACAAACCUUUACUAUAGCACCCUCAGCUCCUAGCCAUGCUUGCAAAGGCAGUAUCUGUGCAUCCUGUCGGUAUAUUUUCUGUACAGGUUUUAGAUAUCUGGUUCCCAGCCUGAGUAGGUGAGAGCUGGAAAUUCAACACACAGACCAGGUUGUGCAGCAGAGCAGCACCAUUCUCACCCAGCAAGGAUUUUGCAUGCCUCUUUCACAGAUGCCAGCUUGCCCUCCUUAAUCCCUUCAAAGGUCCAGCAUAGCUCCCAGCUGACUCAAACAUUUUCCUUUUAUCUCCUGGCUUUUCAAGAGCCUGUUUAUUUAUCAGCUGGUGCACUUGAGAGUUUCUGUGUACUUUGCUCUGACAAAGGUUGAAAAUUCAUGCAUCAUUUCUCUUUUGAUUGUUUCAGUGAAUCAGAAUGUAUUAUAAUGAUGACUGUUGUUAUCAUGAGAAAACUUCAGUCAGCUCCUGCAAGAACUGUUUCUAUUUUAUCUCCAGCCUGCUGUCUCUAGCCUGACCUUCUUUAUUUGCCAUCAGAACAAUACCCCUUUUGAUACAGACCUGUCUGUGUGCCCAGAAGAACGCAUGCAGAGUUGCUCAAGUAUCAGGAGCUUCAAGUACUCAGUUUCCAUCCUUCCAUCCAAGUGCCUCUGGGAUUGAAUUAUGAACCCGGGCUCUUCACUUGCUUUCUGGUGACAUCUUAAAGGAUGGGAAUAGGUUCCCACUUGAUAGUAAAUGAAGUGGCAGAGGGGCAAACAGUAGAGAGGGACAAACAGGAGCUGGUGUUCAGAUGGAUGGGAAAUCCAGAUGUUGUUGGAUUUCUUUGCCUGAAUGUACUUAGUGUACUGGUCUUGCAACCCUGACUGUGACUUUUGGAUGCCAUGUAAAUGUGCCGUAGUCAUAAUGCAUACUAUCAUAAUGAAGUAUUAUAUGAGUUGUUGUGGCUCAUUAUUUACAAGGAGGGGACUCACUGAAAGAAAAGAAAAGAUCAGAUGUAGUGGAAAAUCUAGAUGGAAAAAGAAUUAAAACUUUUUUGAGAAGGAGCCACUCAGGCUGUGAAGACAAAAGGAUAGUGGAUAUGCUGUUCAUAUGAAAAUGCAAUGCUUCUUUUUUCUAGCUCCAAGAAGAUGCAUAUGUGCAGAAGUGUUAGGAAAUUACAAGAACAUAAUUUAGUCUACGGAUGUAACUCAGCAAAUUAAAUUCAUUUCACCUCCAAAAGCAAUUUAGAUUGAUCCAGAUGCUGAAGAACUAAGAUGCACAUUCAUUGUAGCAUGUUAUUAGUUAACAGUGUUGGUUAAUCUGACUCCAUUGGUAAUUUUGGCAGACUUUGUCCUUGUGAAUAACUAACUUAAGGUAGUUCAUACAUUACUUUUGUUUUGGAAAAUAAAACGUCUUCUGCUAAAGCUAGGUAUUGAUAAUAACAUCCCUGAGAUGACAGCUCUUCAAGAAUGGGAAUUAUUUUUUUGUUUUAAAAUAAAUGAUUGUGUUAUGUUAGCAUCUUACCUGAGCUCAGUAUUUACUAACAAAAUGAGCCAUUACAAUGGCAAAAGGUAUACUGAAGCUCUCUGUUAAUUGCUUGUAUUUAUCCUCCAGCAUUGUCUAUUGUUUCUCAUACUGUAUUUGUGCAAAGGGGUGCAGCUGUACUCUGUUUUGUUGUAGCUGAUUUGCAGCAUUGUUUAUCCGAAGACAAAAAGUGUAUGUAACUUCAUUCAGAUGAAUCACUGUAGGCAUACAUAAUGAGUAAGUGAAUAGACAGGCAGAUAGUAGAACAUAUAUACAAGGUCUAGAAUUUCUUACUUUGAAAUGGAAAUUGCAGGCAAAAAUAAUUAUCCUCUCUGAAUCAAACGCAAAAUAAGUUCUUCGAGAUUUUUAUUAAUACUGUUUUUUUUUCAUUUUAUUUGAUUUAAUUCUGAUAAAUACCUUUCGUUUCAUCUACUCAUUAUUUCAUUGUAGCGCUUUAAUUUUAGUUCAAUAAAUUUUCCUUUCAGCUGAUUCUGUUUUUUCUCCCUUCUGACUAUUUUUCUGCUGCUCAACAGCAAAUGUUCUCUUCGGAAUUCUGAUUUUAACCAACAGAUGUACUGUUUUUUUAUCUCAGUACCUCAAGACCUUUUGCUUUUUUUUUUUUUUUUUCCCCACUUGUAUUUGGAAUUAUAUUAGAUGAAUGUUUAUGUACUGUAUUUAUCAGGUUAAACACAGAAAAUGCAUCUGACAGCCUUGAAGAACAGCUAAAAAGAACAAAACUUUAUAAAUUCCAAAUUUCUGGAUAUCCAGCUGACAGAACUCAAUUAUGGUGUGGCACAGAGUAACAGUGCAGAACAGAAAACCAGUAACCCUCAUGUCUCCCCAUCACAGGACCUGAGAGGUCAGGUGCAAAUGCUUGCAGGAGGAACAUCUGUAAUCUUGAUCUGGCCCCUGUUUAACCUGUGUUCGCAGUGCUCCAAAAUACCUUUACCUAUCAUAGGUAUCAUUCAGAGAUUUACUUGGCUUUUCUCAGUGUAGCUGAAGUGGCUUUUGUUGUGGCUGUGGACUCUUGUCCCAGAAGAGCUGGGAAUAAAUCAGGCAGAUUCCCUAGUUCAUUUUUCUGUGCUCUUUGAUGUUUGGUAGGUUGACAAUAUCAACUGCAGAAAAAGUGGUAGUGCAGCCCAAAUAGGAGGAAAGAAACAGCCCAAAUCUUCAAGUGCUGCAAGGAAGAACAGGAUGUGAUGCAGGAUACUUGGCUCUCCCUGACCAGCACAAAGAAAGAGGAGAGAAGCUUUAAAAAGAAAACAAGUGUUCUUCCCUUUUCUCAGCUCUCAAAGAUAACCAGCGCUUAGACUAAAGAUCUAAUCAGAGCCUUCAUUCUCUUUCUGAUAUUUCGGUCUUGUUCAUUUGUAUUACAGUUGGGUAAAAAAUUCACUAUUUGUGCAAAGUGGCAGUGGAAACACACCUUGCUAGUAUUGAAAUCUUUUGUGGUUUUGUUCACAGAUUGCCUUUUUAAUGUCGACAUUGAAAAGACUGAAGAGCAGAUUAUUUUCAUGUUUCGGCCUGGUUUCUGGAGAGUUGGCUCACACUGUGUCUGGAAGGUUUGCUCAUCAACAGAAGGGCUUUCCAGGCUGACUGGAAAGGCUAUCAGCUGAAUUACAUAUCCUUUGUGCUGUGGUGCUAUGGAUGAUGCAUCUCGCCUGGUUUACUUGAAGGCUGUGUUGGAAACACUCUGAGUGCUGAAGGAUGGAUGACAGAAACUUAAAGACUGUAUACGGACUCUAGCAACAGAAAACUUUGCAGCCAGAAUGGCAGAUCAGAGCAGAAUUAAGUUCUGCACCUGAAAAGUAAGAUCGUAUUCUUUGCAUGAACUUUGGAUGAACUGUGCCAGAAAAAGUACUUUCCAAGGUGAAGUGCUUUGCUCUGGAUGUGAGGCUUCCUGCAGAUGCAGGUGGCAGAACUAAUUAAGAGUUAAUUCUGCCAGGCAGCUUCCCACAUUGCUUUGGGCACCCACCAUGCAGUUAGGCUGGAGUGCUUUGGAGGAGAAAAUAAAGAAGCUGUGCAAGCAAAAUUAGUUAUUGCAGAAAGGGUCUUAGUCUUAAUCUAUGUGCUGCCUGCACUGUAAGGUUUGGCUUCCUUGGUGACUGUGGUAUGUACCCUAGCUGCUGCUUUAUUCAUAUUAAAUUUGUAUUUCAUAUAAGAAUUCACAUCAUAUAAGAAUUUAAUACAAGUAAAUCCUCUUCAUAGAUACUAUUACUUGAGUUUUCAGUUGCACAUUUAUGUAUUGUCUCUCCGUUGUUAUGUUGUGGUCUUUUUUUGGAACACCUUCACCUAAAAGCCACUAAAAUCAGAAACCACAAAAUACCUUAAUUCCUUGACUAAAUAACACCUCUCAUUUUUAUAAUUAAUCUUUCAACAGAAUAGCACACACUAGUUACAUCCAGACAUUGCAUCUGUACUCACUCACCCUUCUGAAACGGUGUCUCACCAGUCCUACAGAACAUCCAAAAGGACUUGGUGGAACAUGUCUUUUGAAGGGAAAUAGAAUCCCUGCAGAAAUUAAUGGCCAUUUCUGAUGCUCUUUAGUUGCAAACUGCCUAUCUCCUUGCUGCGACCACAUGAGGUAGAUUAGAUGCAACCUCCUGGACUGCCAAGAAGUGUUAAAGAAAUAGGUGUUGCGCCUUAAGGCUGCAUCAACAGAGGUCUGGCAGAUGUGUCAGAUGGGAUGUUGCAACCUUCAGCUGUAUACUUGAGAAUCCAAAACUUGAAAAUAUCGUUCAAAAAAUAGACAGUUGUUUCCAAAGCAUGUGGUAUUUGUUCACGGUGUGUCUAUUAAUUUUGUUCUAUUAAUUUUGUAAUCUUUUUCUGUGGCUGUAGACAUACCUCUCUAUUCUGAAGAAAAUAGAAUCAUAGAGUGGCUCUGGUUGGAAGGGACCUUAAACUUCAUUGAGCUCCAAUUCCCCUGCCAUGGGUAGGGUUACCAGCUAAUAAAUGGCCUUAAACUAAUAAAUGGCUCUGAUGCACCAUGAUCCAGCCACUUCCCUCCUCCAUGUGCCUGCCACCACUUUGGACCUGUCCAAUAUUUGUCUUCCUGCUGAAGAGGAGGUGGGAGCACUUGCACUAGGUCCCCUGAGAUGGGAAACUGGCCACGGUUUUAAGUUCCUGCCCUGGCAUAAACUUUUCAUGUGACAGUCACUUAAUGUUAAAGCCACGGAAAUUUUUGGAUGUUUUAUUCAUCUCUCAGCUGUCAGGGCAAUCUCAUGAAAUGCUGG
This is a messenger RNA of Gallus gallus (chicken), 7351 nucleotides long. RefSeq lists its product as uncharacterized. The coding region runs from base 5 to 1270 and encodes 421 amino acids. The record is from RefSeq and is a predicted model, not a curated record. NCBI's taxonomy places the organism in Eukaryota, Metazoa, Chordata, Aves, Galliformes, Phasianidae. The transcript is spliced from 2 exons.